UCACAUGUAUGUACUCACGCACACAUAUCAUCUUGUUUCGUUGCUCUGCUGGUACAAAGACCGACUGAACGUUCAGUAUCGUACCAGUUAGCAUUCGUUUUGGACGUGUGCGAUCGAACAAACUGCAGCGGCAAAUUUGUUCCAAGUGAGACUCCGCAAAGACUCCACACUUAUCGAAAAUAUCUUAAAUUUCAAUAAUAUUGAAGGGCUACGAAGUUUCAAGAGAGUUCAAGAGAGUUCAAGAGAGAGAGAGAGAGAGAAAGAGAAAAAAAGAUUUUUGAUUCGCAAUUUUCUUGUAAAGGGUGGACGCACCCUUCGUCAUCGUUUGAGAGAUCGUCGAGAUGGGGAUGAUAGCACGCGUGAGGCGUCGCGUUCGCGCGAACUCGCUGACGGUCGACAAGGAGAAAACGGCGCAAAGCGUCUGUCUUCUGAGCGCGGUUCUCCUUCUGCCCUAUUGCCCACGCGGCCCGCUGCCGCUUCUACCGUCGCCUGCGCCGGUCCUGUACUCAGCCCUCGUCCUGCCGGUCGUUUUAAGCGCGAAUUACAGGUACCCGGUUCCGACCCUUAAGACUCUCGCCGAGGCGGCCAAAGGUGGAGCGAAGAGAGCUUGGCAUCCCUUGAACCGUUUCCUGAGACGGCUGUACGCGCCGGUGGACCGCGCGGAGAAUCUCUUCCUGAAGAUGCGCAAUCUCUCUGUCAUGGCGAAUCAAAUAGUAUUUCUAAUUUUGGCCGACAAAGUGCUGCUGCCGCAGCAGAGACUGACCUGCCUGUACACGCUCAUGUUUUAUAACGUGAUAGCCUACUGCGUGAGCUAUAUUAAGGAGCUGAUCCAGAAGGAAGACUGGUCGCCGUAUGUCACCCUGACCGAACGAUCCAAGAUCAAACAUCUCGCAAUGUCGGCCACCAAGAUCGUGCUCGAGUGGACCAAGGCGGUGACAUUUAUCGUCACGGUGACUUUCAUGCUACUCGUGUUUGGACUGGAGCAAGGCCUCGAUCAUUAUAAACCCUCUUUAAUCUAUACGGUGAUCACAUGGAUUUAUUAUUCGGCGACGGAGAAGGUCUUUGUCGAGAUGUUUCCGACGAUCUUGGGCUUCCUGCAGCUGGAAGCGUUGGAGAACAUCGAGAACCUUUAUGCGCCGGUAAUACUCCGCUGUUUUACGAUCGCCAUAUCGGCGAUCUUCAACGUUCUGCUAUUGCCGUCGGCCUCUUGGAGGUUUCUAAUGGCCGCCACGUAUCUGAACGUGUAUCUGCGAUGGAAGGAACUGAUGGGGAAUUCGGGCGCGGUGCUGCGACGGGAACGCGAGGUGUUGAAUCGCUACAGAAAGGCGACCCUCGAGGAGAUCGAGAGGUUCGACGAUGUGUGCGCGGUGUGUCUGUGUAGCAUGACGAAGGCCAGGGUGACACCCUGCCACCAUCUCUUCCAUGCGGACUGUCUGCGACAAUGCCUGAAGACCAGCGACAAAUGUCCCAUGUGCAAGCGCGAGCUUAAAUUCGAUUAAAUAAACGACGUCAAGAAAUAUGCCCUUUUGAUUACCUCCAGAAAGUUUUACGAGAUUCUCGAAACGAGUCGAAGAAGACGAGGAGGCAGACGUGUGUGAAUGACAUUUCGUGUUUGGAAGAUUUACGACGUCCUUUAUAUAUAUUUGGAUUUACGACAUCAUUGGCGUCGAAAAGAUUUACGGCAUUCUUUUCGUUUCUCUGUGUAAAGGUUUAAAAAAGAUUUAAAACGACACACUUAGGCAUUCGUCAUUAUUCGAGGAAAGAAUCAGCAAAGGGUAAAGGAGAUAUAUUUUGCGAUAUAUGGAGCAUUCGCAACUCGCUUGGAAUGCAUGUUCCUUUAGAUAUACGUUACUGUGAUAUAGAUCAACAGCAUUGUAGCUUAGGAUCAUACCAGAGAUACACAUAGUCGAUCAAUUCAUGACCGAUAUGUUAUUCAUAUUUUUAAUGUAACUGGCGAAUGAAAAUACGCUUAUUUUAUAUUACUAUCUUUCGUUAAUGUAUCGUUAAUGUAAUGUUCGUCGGAAAAAAACUGCGAAUUGCGUUAUAUAUGCAUAUUUCGUAAAGUACUUUUUUUGUUGCGUGUUUGGCACAAAUUGUGCCAAACUCCUCCUUCUCUUUUUUUUUUUAAUCUGAAAUAAUGGAAAAUUGUUUUGCAACAUAUUGUCAUGGGGCAACAUAGGGUUAAUACAACUUAAAAUAGUACCGUUUUGCACGCUACAAUUUGUUUUUUAGAAAUUGCGAAUGAAAUAAGUUGAAAGCUGUAUGAUAAUGCAAUUAAGAGAGAUCAAAUAGUAUUAAAAUAUGUCUGCAUAGAGUAAAUCCUUUUCACAUUUUAGAUGAUAUCUAGUCUAACAAAACUUAAUUUUCUCAGGAGUUAUGACAGAUAGAAUAAGUUUUUAUUCCAUUGAAGCUAUUGAUAUCUUAUAAUGUAUGCUUUUUUUAAUGUAAUUUGUUGCUGACUUAAGCAGUAAAUUUUCUUUUUCAAAAGAAAAAGAAUAAGUUUUUCUCCUUAUACUAAAAUAUUUAUUUGCUUCUAUCGCUUCUUAUAUUCUCUUAAGAGUUCAUGUAACAUUGUUAAAUGUAUUUCGAGUUGGAAAUACACGGUUUAUUUGUA
Messenger RNA from Monomorium pharaonis (pharaoh ant), 2614 nucleotides. RefSeq lists its product as uncharacterized. The record is from RefSeq and is a predicted model, not a curated record. The transcript has 4 exons. Gene Ontology annotation, molecular function: ubiquitin protein ligase activity. The coding region runs from base 342 to 1499 and encodes 385 amino acids. Gene Ontology annotation, cellular component: endomembrane system. Lineage: Eukaryota; Metazoa; Arthropoda; Insecta; Hymenoptera; Formicidae.